AUGGCGGGCUGGGCUCUGUGCAUGGCCCUGAUGCUGGCAGCGCUGGCAGGGGCGGUGGGCGAGAGCCGCUACCAGAAGUUCCUGCGGCAGCACGUGGUCGAGCCCCAGACGUCCGAGCUCGCUGAGCACCGCUACUGCGAGAUGAUGCUGGCGGGCCGGGCGGGGGUGCUGGGCUUCAGGCCGGAGGCAGGACAGGGAGACCUUUCCCUCCGCAACCUGUGGAUGCUGGAGACAACCCACCGCCUGGCCGUCUUCACCCGGACCUGGAACAAGAGCAUGUCCCGCUGGCUGAGGAGACUCGCCUUCCAGCGCUGCCCAGCCCAGCCACUCCUAGCCACCUUUGCCUUCUCUGCCUGGUGGCAUGGGCCCCGGCCCGGGCAGGUCUUUGGUUUCCUGUGCUGGGCUGUCAUGGUGGAGGCAGACUACUGCAUCCAUCCCUUCCUCAGCGCCUGGGCCACCUCCCAGGGUGUGAAGCUUUUCUACCAUGGCACAACCUCGGUCUUCACACAGCUCAUUGUUGCCUACAUCGCAGUGGCUGUGGAGACAGAGAGCUUCUCCAUGCUCUGUCUGCUCUGGACUUCCUGCAAUGGCAUCCUUCCCCUCUCUAUGGCCUUGCGCUGCUGCUGCUGCUUGCCAAGAAGCCAAGGCAGAACUGAGCCUGCCCUGGGCUACCUUAUGCGGCUGGUGGGGCACGUCCCCUCACAUGUGAGCAUGCAGGGUGAGAAGUGCUAUUAA
This is a messenger RNA of Opisthocomus hoazin, 735 nucleotides long. NCBI's taxonomy places the organism in Eukaryota, Metazoa, Chordata, Aves, Opisthocomiformes, Opisthocomidae. The record is from RefSeq and is a predicted model, not a curated record.